Plectropomus leopardus (leopard coralgrouper) is the source of this 3424-nucleotide messenger RNA. RefSeq names its product BTB domain containing 3a (gene btbd3a). Gene Ontology annotation, biological process: dendrite morphogenesis; neurogenesis; cerebral cortex development. The record is from RefSeq and is a predicted model, not a curated record. Gene Ontology annotation, molecular function: protein binding. Gene Ontology annotation, cellular component: cytosol. Lineage: Eukaryota; Metazoa; Chordata; Actinopteri; Perciformes; Serranidae.
GCAGAAGAAGUCAGCUAACACUGUAAACAAAGCUGAGCCGACAAACUGCUGAAAAACUGCGAAAUCUGGACAAAAAGACAUGAUUUCUAACACCUCUGAGCGACAUUUAAGACUCUGACUUCUCUCUCCGGCUUCAGACUGAGCCCGUGUCCGGCCCCGGAGCUGCCAUGAGCCGGCCUGCGGUCUGACAGGAAGAUAAUGGCUGCAGAGCUGUUUCCCACUAAGAAGCUGGUCCCCUCCUCGUCCAUCCAGCACUUCCAGCAGCAGAAUCUGACCAACAACAACAUCAGCGCCGCCGCCGCUCCGGGCUGCUGCAGCUGGCAGGGCCUGUACCCGACCAUCCGGGAGAGGAAUUCAGUCAUGUUCAACAAUGAGAUGAUGGCGGAUGUUCACUUCGUGGUCGGGCCGCCCGGCGGCACGCAGCGAGUCCCGGGACACAAGUACGUCCUGGCCGUCGGCAGCUCCGUGUUCCACGCCAUGUUCUACGGAGAGCUGGCGGAGGAUCAGGACGAGAUCCGGAUCCCUGACGUGGAGCCGCCUUCGUUCCUCGCCAUGUUGAAGUACAUCUACUGCGACGAGAUCGACCUGUGCGCGGACACAGUGCUCGCCACACUCUACGCUGCCAAAAAGUACAUCGUGCCUCACCUGGCGCGGGCCUGCGUCAACUUCCUGGAGACCAGCCUGAGCGCCAAGAACGCCUGCGUGCUGCUGUCUCAGAGCUGCCUGUUCGAGGAGCCCGACCUGACGCAGCGCUGCUGGGAGGUCAUCGACGCGCAGGCCGAGCUCGCGCUGCGCUCCGAAGGCUUCUGCGACAUCGACGCCCAGACGCUGGAGAGCAUCCUGCGGCGGGAGACGCUCAACGCCAAAGAGAUGGUGGUGUUCGAGGCGGCGCUAAACUGGGCGGAGGCCGAGUGUCAACGACAAGACCUGACGCCGACCAUCGAGAACAAGCGUCUGGUGCUGGGGAAGGCCAUCUACCUGAUCCGCAUCCCCACCAUGGUGCUGGAGGACUUCGCAAACGGAGCGGCGCAGUCCGGCGUGCUCACGCUCAACGAGACCAACGACAUCUUCCUGUGGUACACCGCCGCCAAGAAGCCCGAACUGUUGUUCUGCACCAAACCUCGAAAAGGCCUGGCGCCGCAGCGCUGCCACCGCUUCCAGUCCUGCGCCUACCGGAGCAACCAGUGGCGGUAUCGGGGCCGCUGCGACAGCAUCCAGUUCGCCGUGGACAAACGCGUCUUCAUCGCCGGCUUCGGCCUGUACGGCUCCAGCUGCGGGUCGGCCGAGUACAGCGCCAAGAUCGAGCUGAAGCGUCAGGGCGUGCCGAUGGCGCAGAGGAUCAUCAAGUACUUCUCGGACGGCUCCAGCAGCACCUUCCCCGUGUGGUUCGACUACCCGGUGCAGAUCGAACCCGACACCUUCUACACCGCCAGCGUGGUGCUCGACGGCAACGAGCUCAGCUACUUCGGCCAGGAGGGCAUGACGGAGGUGCAGUGCGGGAAAGUGACCUUCCAGUUCCAGUGCUCCUCGGACAGCACCAACGGCACCGGAGUGCAGGGAGGCCAGAUCCCCGAACUCAUCUUCUACGCCUGAGCCGGGCGGCACGGAGGGCGCCGCCGCCGCCGCAGAGAUUCCUGCUUCACUGCCAUGGAGACUUUUACUUUGAAAGCGUGGAGACGAGUCCUCGGGAAGCUGCUUUUGGAGGACGGACUCCCGGAUUUACUGCCGAGCCUUCGAGGCCAUUUCAAGAAGUCUGAAUCCUCACAUUCCUUCUGUCGAUGUUUUCGUUUCCCGGCAGCUGUCGUCGCGUCAUCGUUGUCUUCGUAAAGCAGGACUUUAAACAAACCUGCGAGUUAUCGGUCGCCAUUGGAUACAGCGAUAAAAUCGUGAUAUACGUUGUUUUAUAUUGCGAUUAUUGAUAAGAAUUAAAUACAUUUUCCAGAAAAGUAAAUGUGUAAACUGCAUACGAGGAUGAAACAUGGAGACUCUGAGACUGUCGGAUGAAUUAAAGUGCUUCAUCACAGUGAUGCAAAUAUCGUAUAAAAAUCCAAUAUUUCCAUAAAGCAGUCUGUCCGUAAUGUCCCGAACACAGACGUUUAACGAGAGUUAACGUGUUCAAACUGCAGUAAAAUCGACGUGUUUUUAUCCAAAGAAGAGUUUUCUGCACCCAGACGGCGACUGCCAGGGUUCCCGGUCACCGAAAAUUUGGGGAAGUCAUGAAAUUAGUAGAAAUCUCGUUUUUUUGUGCGUGCAGGAAACAGUUACAGUAAUCUCGGAACAUGACGGCAAAUUUAUUUAUGCAGCUUUCAACGUAACGUAGCUCUAAUAUGCGCCGCUGUGUGACACGACAACAUCGCGUGAAUUUUUUUUUCUUUAAACAUUUUUGUUGAUUUUUUUUCUUUAAAAAAAUAUGGAUUUUUUUUAGAAAAAAAAAUUCAUUUUUCUUAAUUUUUUUUCUUUCAUUUUUUUCUUUUUAGAAAUUCAAGGAAAUAUUCUCGUAACUUAUUUCUUGCUUAUUUUUUAGGUACUUUCUUUGGUUGCUCAUUUCCUUCUUUCCAUGUUUUUGAGAAAAGUUACGCUAAUUUGCUCGAGUUUCAAAGGCUUAAUGAGCAACAAGCGGCGCGAACAAACGCAUCGAAUUAAUUACAUUUGAAAAAAAACAGCUGCAGUCUGUUUGACGCAUCGUUGGCGCCGUCGUUGUCUCCGCGCAGAAACCAAGUUUUCAGUUUCUUGCCAUGAAGAGAAAGUUUUCAUAUCUAUGAGAGAAACACGAGACGUGAAAAGUUGAAUUUUUGAAGACGUGGAAACAUUCCUGUUACUGAAGGACCGUAAAACGUGUCGUUUCCGGUUGUUUUUUUGGUAUUUAAACUGACUGACACACUCUUAUAUUUGUUAUCUGACAGCUGAAAACGUCCCGUCUGUUUUUAUACUCGAUUUCACACAAACUGUCGCCCUCCUCUGGUGCUCCCGCUUCUUCUUCUGUGGUGAUUUAAAGGGACAUUUCACCCAUAAUCCACCUGAAACUCUUACCUGUGCACCUGCAGCCUCACAGCUCACCUGGGAGGAUUUCAGCUCUAAUAACGUUGAUCUUUUUUUGUGUUGCAUUGUCUCAGACGUCGCUCCUACUGUCUACAGCUCCUGUGCUUUUAUUUUGAAAAACCUCGUUUGUUUUCAUGCUGAGUUUGUGUUUCGUUACUGUCGUGUAAAUAUUUCGUGUUUCGUGUGCUGACACACUUCUUCGUAUACUCUCUUUGAAAAUGGAGGAGAACAAAAACUGUUUUUUUAUCAGACUCUAACUUGAAGAAACGUAUUUUUGGAUGUUUUGUUUCCUGUUUUCUGAUUCCAGCAGGAAUGUGCAGUGAGAGUCGGUGGCCUUAUGAAUGUGAUGUGGUGACAAAAUUUGGAAAUAAAAGGUUCAAGUGGA